Molecule: messenger RNA, 606 nt
Organism: Naegleria fowleri
Lineage: Eukaryota; Heterolobosea; Eutetramitea; Acrasida; Naegleriidae
Exons: 1
Coding region: 1-606 (201 amino acids)
Cellular component (GO): mitochondrion
Molecular function (GO): flavin-dependent sulfhydryl oxidase activity; flavin adenine dinucleotide binding
Source: RefSeq, a predicted model, not a curated record
AUGUCGUUUGUUGGUUCUUCAUCUUCAAAUUCCGAAAGCUCGGAAAACUCACACAAAAAAUUACAGGAUAAUCUCGGAGCAUCCACUUGGGCAUUUAUGCACACUGUGGCUGCACAAUAUCCAAAAAAACCAUCUCCGAUUCAACAACAUCAUAUCAAACAAUUAUUUGUUAGAAUUGCAGAGUUUUAUCCUUGUCGAUGGUGUGCCAAGGAUUUUGCAGAAAGUAUUAAGAAACAUCCCAUUCGGGCAGAAAGUCGAGAAGCGCUGAGUAUAUGGCUUUGUGAGAGACAUAAUGAAGUGAAUGAGAAAAUUGGAAAACCAAUCGUACCUGAUUGUAAAACAGCUUGGAAACGAUGGAUAGUGGAGGAUGAUGAAGAGGAAGAAAAUACUGAACAAAAAGUGGAGACGGAACAUAAAAAGCCGGAUUUUGUUUCAAAUGAUUUUGAUUGGCUAGAUAACGUACAAAAUCAAAAUGAUAAUGGAGGAGAUAUUGAUUUUGAUACACCCUCAAUGGAUGAUUUGAUGAAAGAUUGUAAAUUUUGUGAAAAUACGAUGGGGAAAGAACGAUACGACAAGCUUAAAUCUCUACUAAACAAGCGGCCUUAA